AUGUCGGCGCCCCGAUCCGGCGUGCGCCCAAUCCCUCCUCCCCGCGGCCCCCGGGCUCCCGUGGGACGGCUGGCCAGUCUCAAACCUCCUAGCUCGACUCCUAUUAAUCGUCCAACGUCCAUUGGGCGUAUCCAACCACCCCGCCCGACAACACACCCGAAAACCUCAAACUGUCCUAACCCAGGGUGCCCUGCCCCGCAUAUCGUCGAAGAUGCAGGCGUGAAGGUCUGCUCGGGCUGUGGUACAGUCAUCAGUGAAUCCAACAUCGUGUCUGAAGUCACGUUCGGCGAAUCCUCAUCCGGUGCAGCUGUUGUGCAGGGAUCCUUCGUCGGAGAAGAUCAGACGCACGUGCGCAGCUAUGGCCCCGGUUUUCAGCGUGGUGGCGCCAUGGAGAGCCGAGAAAUGACUGAGCAAACCGGAAAUCGCUACAUGACUCAACUUUCCCGAGCUCUCACUAUCCCUGAAAGCGCAACCAAGGCUGCUGGUCAGGUGUUCAAACUUGCCGUUGGGCUGAACUUUAUCCAAGGUCGCCGCACCAAGACUGUGGCUGCGGUCUGCUUGUACAUCGCCUGCCGUCGUCAAAACGGCAACACUGUCAUGUUGAUUGACUUCGCUGAUGUGUUAAUGAUCAACGUGUUCAAGCUCGGUCGUACCUACAAGGCUCUUCUCGAGGAGCUUCGCCUGGGUGGCAAUGUCUUCCUCAUGAACCCCAUCGACCCCGAGAGCCUAAUUUAUCGUUUUGCCAAGCAGUUGGAGUUCGGUCCAUCUCUCAUGGCAGUGGCCGGCGAGGCAGUUCGCAUCGUGCAACGAAUGAACCGCGAUUGGAUGACCACCGGUCGACGACCAGCUGGUCUCUGUGGUGCGGCACUGAUUCUUGCCGCGCGCAUGAACAACUUCCGCCGGACCGUUCGUGAAGUCGUCUACAUCGUCAAAGUUACUGAAACUACUAUCAGCCAGCGUUUGACCGAGUUUGGUUCUACCGAGAGUGGUGAACUGACCGUUGAUCAGUUCCGUUCAGUUCAACUAGAGAACGCUCACGACCCUCCAUCCUUCAGUCGCGGGCGAGAAGGUAGAAAAAGACAGAGCAAGCAUCUACCCGAAACUGCUGCAGAACUCGAAGAAGAUGACUCACCGACCGAGAAUGAAGUAGAAUCAUCGCAGCCGCACCGCGUGGAUGCUGAUGGCUUUGCGAUCCCUGAUCUUCCGAUCGACCCGGCUUUGACAGCUAAUGGUCACGGCAGACGUUCAUCCGUGGUCUCCAAAGCAGUGGAUGAGGUUCUCCAAGAUAUCCAGAACGAGCCAGUCCACCACAAAGGCAAGGGCAAGAGACGACCCACCCCGGAGCCGUCUGCCGCGCAGAUCGCAUCCGAGGCCGAAUUGGAGGAUGAAAUGCGCUCAAUGCUCGCUCAAGGAUCCGAAUUGAUUGAGAGCGUCGGUACCAGAAACCCACCGCGACCGGCAGUUUCUGACAGCACCGAAAUCGAUGCUGCUGAAUUCGAAGAUGAUCCCGAAGUCAUGCAUUGUCUACUCUCACCUGCGGAGGUCGAAAUCAAGGAAUCAAUCUGGGUCACCGAAAACAAGGAAUAUCUCCGUACACAGCAAGCGAAGAUGCUGAAGCGGGAGCUCGAAGAGUCCACCGACGGAGGUGCACCUCGCAAACCACGCAAACGCCGCCGUGGCCGCCUCGGCGAUGUCACCUAUCUGGAGGGUGACGGCGAGGAUGGCCGCAGCUCUCGUGCCACGACACCCGCUGAAGCGACACGUCGCAUGCUGGAGCACCGUGGAUUCAGCAAAAAGAUCAACUACGGUCUCCUGGACUCACUUUACGGCGGCGAACCGACAGACACAAAGUCACAGAGCAUGAGCCGCAGCACGAGCCGCAGCCAAAGUGUUGCUUCACGACGCAGCGCCAGUGUCGAGCCACAGGCAGCUUCACGAUCCCAACGGGCAACUCCCUUGAGUGCCAAAUUGGUCCGGCCUACUUCUACUGCCCCACUUCCGACCCCACCUUCCACUGCUCCGGUUGUCGUCCACGGCGCACAGCCCGCCGUGAUCGAGGGCGGCCCCGUCGGAGGUGCCAGUCUGUAUCCUGAAGAGGAUGAUGACGAGGAGGAUGAUUAUGACGAUGACGAGAAGGACGAUGGCGUCGAGGACGCAUUUGCAGGAAACUACGAGAGUGACUAUGAGUACGGCGACGACGAUGACUGA
Penicillium bovifimosum is the source of this 2208-nucleotide messenger RNA. RefSeq names its product transcription factor TFIIIB subunit BRF1. The coding region runs from base 1 to 2208 and encodes 735 amino acids. Gene Ontology annotation, cellular component: nucleus; transcription preinitiation complex; transcription factor TFIIIB complex. Gene Ontology annotation, molecular function: RNA polymerase III general transcription initiation factor activity; TBP-class protein binding; RNA polymerase III type 3 promoter sequence-specific DNA binding. The record is from RefSeq and is a predicted model, not a curated record. The transcript has a single exon. Gene Ontology annotation, biological process: DNA-templated transcription initiation; transcription by RNA polymerase III; transcription preinitiation complex assembly. NCBI's taxonomy places the organism in Eukaryota, Fungi, Ascomycota, Eurotiomycetes, Eurotiales, Aspergillaceae.